This is a messenger RNA of Osmia lignaria (orchard mason bee), 2093 nucleotides long. Lineage: Eukaryota; Metazoa; Arthropoda; Insecta; Hymenoptera; Megachilidae. The record is from RefSeq and is a predicted model, not a curated record.
GUAGAGGUGUCCGUUUCAGAACUCUUCAGGCUACGAGCUGCGAAUUGUUCUUCAGUACGGCUACCAACCCACUUUUCAAAUUCCUCGACGUCUCGAUAACAGUUCUUGUGUUCCAGUAGAUGAACGAUGAAUUUAAAACGCGUCGACAAAGAAUACGUCAGAUCUUCGAAGCCAAUGUACAAUAACAUCCUCUUUUCCUAAAAUGAAAGAAAACAAAAAUGAAUAUAUCUUCUAUUUCCCAAAAUCAAUAGCCAAAUUGUUAAAUUAAAUAUGUAUAUGAUUGAAAUUUAUAAAAAGGAUUUACGUUACAGAGGACACAAAUGUAGAUUCCUAUUUUUCCACCCAGACGACCCCUCGCGUCUGUCGCUUGAAAACACCGGUGUUAUUACAACUGUUCGUCGCGGUAUAUAAUUGACGAAUCGCGAAAACCGCGAUCAAUGCACGUUACUCCAUCGACGAUGAAGAUAUUCGUCGUAUGUUUCGUCACUUGGGCUCUGAUAAAUCAAGAGGCGGUACGCGCGACCAGUCUUACCGCCUCGAGAAGCGAUGACGAGCAUCAUUUAACAUCGUGGUCAAGUUCUUCAACAUCCGCGGAGGAACUCGAGAAUAUCGAGCAUCGAAACAUAAGAUCGGCUCACUUGGAAUCCUCCGGGUCCAGUAUCUCUUCUUCUUCCAGGAAGGUGGAGUCUAAACAGGAAAGGUCAUCGUCAGUGGACACCAAAGGACAGGACGAGGGCGAAGGGAAGCAUGUGUCUCUGAAGAAAGUGGAGAUUUCGCAGCACGAUGUGAGGCAGAAAGAUGAUAAAAAGGGCGGGAAAGAAGUGGAGAAGAAAGUCAUCGUGAAGGAAACGAAGAACACGGCGACAAAGUCUUCGAGUUCCAGCACGGAGAUAAAGACGUUGAAGGAGGAGAAGAUCAAAGCCGAAGCUCGAGCCCGAAAGGAAUCGGAAGCUCGAUCGAAGGCUGAGAAAGAAGCUGCGGAGGCGUUACGGAAGUUGAAGGAACUGGCGGCAGCGCUGAAGCAAGCCGAGGCGAAGGCGAAAUCGGAGGCGAACGCUUUAGCGGAAAUAAAAGCCAAGGAAGAGGCGGAAGCGAACGCUUUGGCUGCCGCUCGUGCACAGAUCAAGGCCAAGUCCGAGGAGGCUGCGCAAGCGAUACAGAAGGCGAAACUCGAGGCUCAAGCUCGUACAAUAAUACAAUCCAAUAUUCUUCCCAUCGUAAAGCGAGCUAUAGCGAAAGAAGACGCGGUAAUUAACGGAGAAUUAUGGAAGAAGGCGCAGCUUGCGGCUAAGACAGCUGAAGCUUCUAGUGCAGCAUCUCAGAAAGCUGUAAAGGCGAUCAAAGCGGCUCUUGCUGCCCGAGCAGAAGCUUCUGCUAAAGUAAAGGCCGCUCUGCUGGCAAUCGUCGCCGGGUCGGAGGCGUCCUGUAACGCCAAAGCCGCAGCCGUCGCUUCGAGUAUCGCUUUGAGGCAAGCUGAAAUCUCCUCGAAAGCUGCAGCUAACGCUCAGGUGCAUGCUUUGGACAUGACUAGAGAUGCGGAGAGAAUAGCAUCCGGUGAAGAAGGAGCUGUUGAGUACGCGAUUGAAUUAGCUACCAAGUCGAAGAACAUUGCCAAUCAAUCUAAAUUAAAAUCAAAUUCGGCGGCUGAAGCCUCUGGGUCUGCGGCGGCUGCAAGCGAGGAGCUUGAAAAGUUACAAAGAAACGCAAGAACGCUCGCUAAGGACGCGAAUUCCGCGCAGAAGGCUGCACUGGACGAAGCGAAUGUCCUAGGCGCGGAGACCAGCCUGGUGGCUAGAGACGUGAUGGCUGCUUCGGCGAGAUCGGAUGUGGAGGCGGCCAUCAUCGAAGCGGAAGCUGCAGCUCGAGCAUCGGCGGCCGGAGCUAUCGGGGAUGGAGUUAUCGUUGGAUUAGGAGAGACUGCUGACUCCAAUUUGGCACAGGCUAAAGAAUUAAAGAAAGCGGUCAAUGGUGUUGCGAAGAAUCUCCAUUAACGAGAUUAAAUGUACGGGGAAAAUUUAAAAAUAGAGGGAAAUGAUACCUUAUGAUCAUAGAUGAGAUAUGAAAUUUGAUAAAUAUAGAAUUGAAGCAAUGGA